CUUUUUUCAUUUUGAGAUUGUCCCCAAACAAAAGAUAGCGGGAGUAUGAAUGGCUUGUAUUCAACAACAAAGCAAGACUAGGACACAUGUCAUGUGUGUGAAUCAAUAGCCUCUACCAUACUUCAUCAAAAUCUUGGAUGUAGUAAACUAUACAUGUAACAUUGGAUAACACUGGCAAAAUUUUAUGGGAUGUUGUAAAUUUUAAAAUUGUUUGAACGUCAGCGGUUAUUCGGUGACGGGAACCAAUUGAAAGUUCACUGCUACGUAAAUUUACUUAAGCAAAUGUCAAUAGAGUUUAUGAAUUUAAACGUUUAAUUUAAUGCAAAGGAAAUGUAAACAGAGAACUCAUGUGAUAUUAAAGACAAGAACCUUUGAAACAAGUUGAGUGGGUUCAAAUUGCUCAGUGACACCCAUGGUACGCAAGAGCUAUUUGCAGCAUUGUUCAUUUUUGCCAGUUUGUUAUUAAGUCACAUAUAAUCGAUCAGUGUUUUGACCAGAAGGAAGGCUUUAAGUGAGGAAUAAUAACAUCUCUAGAAGUGAUUGUUGCACCAUUAAUACUGUUGGAUGUUUAUUAAUGCUAUUUUGUGUGUCAUAUUAUAUGGAUUUUUUAUUGUGGAUUAUUGUAACAUGAGCAUAUAAAGAUGGCAAGGAAUGAUAUUACUUCUAAAUAUCUUAAAUUUAAAGAUGAACGUGAAGAUGUCCAAAAGAAGACAUUUACCAAAUGGAUCAAUUCACAGUUGUCAAAGGCCAGCAGACCAACCUUAAACAACUUGUUCACAGAUCUCAAAGAUGGCACCCACCUACUAUCAUUGUUGGAGGUUCUCAGUGGAUUGUCAUUGAAAAGAGAGAAGGGAAGAUUAAGAGUUCAUCAUAUAAACAAUGUAAACCAGUCUAUUGCUGUCCUCAGUAACAAUUAUAAUAUCAAGUUAGUAAACAUCAGUAGUAAUGAUAUAGUUGAUGGGAAUCAGAAAUUGACUCUUGGUUUGGUAUGGAGCAUCAUCUUACAUUGGCAGGUGAAAGAUGUUAUGAAAGAUUUAAUGGAGGACUUACGACAGACAAAUCUGGAGAGAACCUUACUAAACUGGUGUCGACAGACUACAGAGAGGUACCAUGAUGUAGAUAUUAGAAACUUUACAAAUAGUUGGAGAGAUGGACUUGGAUUUAAUGCCCUCUUGCAUCACUUUAGACCCGACUUAUUUAUAUAUGAAGAUGUGUUGAACAUGGACAAUGAGACAAGACUUAACCACGCUUUCAAUGUGGCUGAGAAAUCACUGGAAAUUGACAGAUUAUUGGAUGCCGAAGAUGUGAAUGUAGAUAACCCAGAUAAAAAGUCAGUGAUGAUGUACUUGAUGUGUUUCUUCCAAGUUUUACCACAUUCAAACAUAUCAGAAACAUGUGACAUAGAAUUACCUCCCCCUACACCACAAUCUGCCUUAAUACCAACACCAACUGAAAAAUUCCAUUUUGCUGAACAUGUCAAGAAAUCAGAGACUGCUAUGUCAAUGAGUAGUUCCUCAAACACCAGCACGAUGAGUUCAAGUACAAACUCGGUUGACCUUUCAACUUACCAGGAUGACCUUGAGAAUGUCCUGACAUGGUUGUUAUUUUCUGAAGAAUCCAUGGAAAAACAGGAAGCACUUGGACAUAAUGUAUCAAAGGUCAAGGAACAGUUUAAUCAACAUGAGGAGUUUAUGUUAGAACUAACCCAACACCAGGAAAGCAUUGUUCAUGUUGUCAAGGAAGGCAAUGACCUCAUCAGUGAAAAGAAGGUCACUGAGGAUGAAGAAAAGGAAAUCCAAAUACAGAUGGGACUCCUGAGAAAUAGAUGGGAAGACUUAAGACAAAAAACUAUUGAGAGACAAAGCAGUUUACAGAAACUUCUUAUGACCUUACAACAAAAGCAGCUUGAUGAACUGGCAGAAUGGAUGACCAAUAUGGAGGACCAAAUACAAACCCAAGGUCCAAUGGGAUCUGAUCUGCCAGAAAUUAAACAACAAAUUGAAAAACAUAAGAACUUACAAGAAGAAUUAGAUGUGCAGCAACAGAAAGUUGACAGUUUACAUGACAUGGUGGUCAUUGUAGAUGACAACAAUACAGAAUCAGCUUGUGAAGCUAUGGAAACACAACUUCAACAUUUAGGCAAGAGAUGGGCAUCAAUUUGUACAUGGACAGAACAACAGUGGCUCCUCCUGCAGGAUGUUCUGCUCAAACUACAACAUUUCUCUGAUGAACAAACAAAGUUCUCUGAUUGGCUAUCUCAGAAAGAGGCUAUCUUACAAAAAUUCCAGCAGUAUGAUUUAAAUGAUUCAGAUAUGAUGAUAACACAAGUAAAAGAUUUGAAGCAAAUAGAAACUGAUAUGGUAGAACAAGUGCGAAGAUUUGAUGAGUUGACAGAAUGUGGUCAGGAUAUUGUACAGUGUGUAGACAAUGACGAAGCAGUACAGAAAAUUACCUCCCAAUUAGAGAGCUUUCAGGAAAGAUGGGAGUCAAUUGUACAGCAGAUGGAAAAAUUAAGUAAAAAGAUUUCUGAAUCAGGGAUAGAAUUUAGUAAGAUAUCCAAAGAAAUGAUUACUGAGUUCUCUGAUGAAGGUAAAUUAAGAUCUCCAACAAGUUCUUCUGCAAAGAAAAGAAAAAUAGACAGUAUCAACAAGACAGAGUUUGAAAAUGAACUUAAAAAACUACUAGAAUGGUUUGAUAAGACAGAAUCUUCUCUUCAAAUGCUCAUUGCUGAUGAUGUAUCGCCACAGGACCAGUUUACUGAAGAGGAACAACUGGUUCUUGUUCAGGAUACAGAGAAUGAUAUAAGAACACAUAAAAUGGACUACAAUAAAACAGUAAGGUUGGGGAAGACUGUUAUAUCAGAACUUAAAGUUGCUGGGGAAUCCUAUGCCAAUUUUACGAAGGUGAUCACAGAUCUGGAGAAUAGAUGGGAACGUUUACAUCACCUACUAUCGGAUACCCAGAACAAAGUGGAUUUAAAUAUAGAAACAAAGAAACUUUAUAAUGAGUUGAAUACCCUGAAAGAAUUAAUUCAAAGUUAUGAAAAGUGGGCAAAUACAGUGGAAUCUGUGGCAGAGGAAGCUGGUGAAAUAUCCAAACAGAUAGAUCAGUGCAGAGUAAAAUUAAAAGCAAUGAAAUCCAAUGAAGAUCGAGUUGAAAGAAUAAACAGCCAGGCAGCAAAACUUGUCAAAAGAUCACCAUCAUCAGAUAAAAUAAGAUCAGAAAUCAAAACCUUCACAGAAAGAUGGGAGACAACUUUCGACAAAAUAAGUAAAAGACAAAGGUUGUUGUCUGAGGCCUUGGAUAAAGUACCUCCCAAAUCUUACGUUGAGGCUGUUGCAGCCACGUUGAAGUGGAUAAGUGACAUGGAGUCUGUACUUUUGACAGAAAAAUAUAUGGUCUGUGAUAUAGAAACUAUGGAAGAACAAUUGCAGCAGUAUAGGAAUUUGCAAUCAGAUUUACAAGAGCACAAUGGGAGCCUGGACUACAUUAACAAGACAGGCACUAACUUAAUAGGGAAGGCAGCAACUGAGGACCGAGCAUCGAAACUCAAGACUGAUCUCAAUGAUCUAAACACUAGGUGGAGCCAGGUGUCUGUUGUCAUUGACGAAAGACUAGACAAAAUUGAAAAAGCUAUUGGUCAACUAAAAAAGCAUAAGAGUCAGACAAGUGGUUUAAAUCAAUGGAUCGAAGAAAUGGAUGUGUUCCUUCAUGCUGACGACCCCACCAAUGGGGACCUACCAACAUUAAAUGCACAGUUGAAUGAGAGCAAUGGUGUUCAAGAGGAUAUUAAAACUCUACAACAGAAUGUCAACAACAUCAACGACUUAUGCAAACAACUUCUGGUGGAGGCGGAGCCUAAUUUCGGUGAACGUCUUGUGACUGAAAUAAAUAGUUUGAACGAAAAGUGGGCACAAACUGUAAAACUUGCUCAGGAACAAAAUACACGUUUAAAAAUGGCAUUAAAAACAAGUGAAUCAGUUUAUAACAGAAUUAAGGAAUUAAACGAGUGGCUUGAACCAAUCAAAGAAGAUAUUUCUAAUAAGGACUAUUCUGUGGAAAACCCUAAUGACUUGAAUGUCAAAAAUAAAAAGUUCAAGAUUUUGAAGACAGAGGUGACCUCUAAAGAGGAUGAAGUAAACAAAGUAAAUGAAGAAGCCAAUGAAAUGUUAAACUGUGCUCCAUCAGGCUCGCUACAGGAAUUAGCUCGUGCUCUGAUGAGACUCAAUGCUCUGUGGACGGAUGUUUACAAUAGGGUGGAUCAUUACUCACAACUCUUCUCUUCAUCUGAAACUCAGUGGAAAAAAUGGAAAGGUAUGUUGGAUGAAGAAAAGAGACAUUUGGGUACAUUUGAACGGAAAGUGAAGAAAUCCCGUGGAUUUAGUUCUGAUGCUGAAGACAUUUCUGAGGAACUUGAUGAUAUUGAAACGAGUUUGAGGGACCAUACAUUAGAGAAGAAGACAGCCCUGUGUCAGUUAGGACAAGAUCUGAUGGCAAACUCAAUCAUGACUGACGUCAUCAAAAAAGAGUUAGAGGAUCACUCCAAUCAGUGGAAUUCUUUGGACUUUCAGGCAAGGGAGAGAAUUCAGGAUUUAGAACAGUCAAUAAACAAAUCUCAAUCAAUAGAGAAACAGAUUUUAGAGAUGUCAAGUUGGAUGUCUGACGUUAGAGACAUGUUACAACAGAGGUUAGAUGCUGAUGUACUGGCUGGUGAUGUCCCUGAGGAAUAUCAGUCUUUAAAUGAAGAAGUAAAGCAACAAGAAGAUUUAUUAAAAGAGUUGGAGAAAGUAUCAAAAGAUUACAAGGCACAAGGAAAUGUUGAGGGAUACGAAAGAUUAGAAAACCAGAUUAGUCUCCUCAAUAAAAAUUUCGAGGAAGUGAUGUUAAAAUUCAACAAAUUUCAAAGACCAACAGAUUUCGAUCCUAAAUUAGGUCUCGUCCAACGAGAGUUGAGUAAUAUUGAGGAGAGAUUACAUUUACUGGACAUUAGAACAGAUGACCCUGAGGCAUUACAGAGUACUCAUGAUCACUGUAUGAAAUUCUACAAGACGAUGAGUGAAUUGAAGACAGAGGUUGAACAUGUGAUAAAGACAGGCAGACAGAUUGUAGAGAAGAAACAAGUUGAUUUUCCUGACAAACUCAGUAAACAGUUGGAUGCUAUUAAACAACUGUAUAAUAAACUAGGAAUACAGGUUACAAAAGGAAAGAAUACCUUGGACAAAGCCCUAAAGAUUGCUAAAAAGUUACACAAAGAAGUAAAUUCUAUACAGAAAUUUAUAAACACAGUGAAUGAAGAGUUGGAUACAAGGGACAAAACUCCCAUUGCUAAGAAUUCAGAAGCUACCUUGUCCUACAUAAUUUCUGUUCAGGAAGAAAUGACAAAGAGUCAGUCUAAACUGCCUAACACCAGAGAUCUGGUAUUCCAGUUACAAGAACUAGCAGAGGACGAGGAAUUAUCUGAAGCUAGACAAACUGUAGAAAAUCUGUCUGAACGAUGGGCUGUACUAGCUGAAAGACUAGUUUACAGACAGGGGCAGAUACAGGCAGAAGUAGCAGCUUUAGAAAAGCUGUUUAUUACCUUCCAAACAGCCAUAAUGAAUGUAAAGGAAUGGUUAGCUAAAGCUGAGAAUAUUCUGACCACUCAAAUACCAGGUCACAGUCAGUUCUCAGAUGCACAGAAAGAUCAAUUUAGGAGACUGCAGAUGGAAAUGAACGAAUUGGGCAGCCAAGUAGAUGAAGUCCGUGAAACGGCAAUAAAUAUAAUGAAUCGUAGCGAUAGAUACCAUAAAAUGGUGGAACCAGAACUGACUCACUUAAACCAAAGAUGGGAGGAGGUAUCCCAAAAAAUUAAGGAUAAACAGAAAGCUAUGACUGUGAUACCAGAAAUAACGGAAAUCAAACGUGUAACUGUUGCUCAUGUGUCAUCAUUACCACUUCGUAAUUCAUCUCCCGAACGUAAAUCCAGAACUCCAGACAGAUCUCGCUUUUCACCAGAUCGUUCAUCUGAAUCCCCGGAGAAAGCACCUACACCACCUAGACGAACGUCUGCAUCAUCAACACCUCGUAGUUCUGUCUCACCAACUUCACCCAUGUCACCAUCACGAAUCACCACUUCACCAUCAUUUAGUGCACCAUACUGUGAUAUUACUGAUGAAGAAUUUCAAGAACUUUAUGAUAAAGUGUUGAAAGACAUUGUUGUGUUUGAUCAUAGUCUAGUCAAUAAAGGGGAGUUAACCAAAUCUGAAGCUACAGGAAAUGUUGAACAUAUGAUUCAGAAUAUGGAAGCUGAAGAAAGACAAUUACAGGUUUCAGUGAGUGAUGUAUCUGACAAGGGCAGACAACUCUCACACAGUAUUGACUUGUCAGAUCAUGAUAAGGCUAUCCGUAUCUAUAGACAAGUGGAAGAUUUGAAGACCAAGUGGAAUAGUGUAAAGACUAGUUCUGAAAACAAGAAACAUACAAUGAGAGUUGUCACACCUAAAUGGGUUCUUUUUAAUGAAGAUCUCCAAGAAAUCCUUGCUUGGUUAGACAACAUAGAUCACCAACUUCAGUCAGCAGAUUCUCAGAAAAUCAAGGCUUUUGAAGAUGAACUGAGGAAAAGACAAACAAACUUCAGUGCUAUUACAAGGAAAGGGGAACAACUCUGUUUAGAAGGUGCUAGUGAAAUAACUGAACCAGAACUUCAUAAUAUAAGCAGACGUUGGAAUGAAGUUGACAAUAAAAUAAUUUCCUACCGAUCUCCUGUUCGUGAUGUCAGUGUUUCUGACAAGGCGAGUCCUGUUUGGACUUCUCGGCCAUCAUCAUUAUCAUCGUCUCGUAAGGAGUCAUCUUCUUCACCAUCAAGAUUUAUGUUGGAUUUACAAAAAUUAUUGGAUGAAAUUUCACAUAUUCAAAACACUUUGAGAUCACCAGAAUUACAUGGAAAAGAAUUUCAAGAUUUGUCACAACAAGAUGCCAUAUUAAAGAGAGUCAAGUCUGAUCUACAGAAAUUAAAUAACAGAGUGGAGAAGAUAGAAGAAUUAAGAUUGGAAGUGCUGCCACAAUGUACGGUAGAUGAGGGGAGACAAAUACGAAUAAGUCUAGAACAACUCAACGCUGAUCUACGACAGGUUAAUGAUGACUACGACAUUAGUUUAAGGAGAUGGACAAAAGCUGCAGAACAGUGGCAGCAAUUCCAUAGUGAUCUGAAAUCCUUGUCAUCAUGGUUAGAUGAAGCAGAGUACAAACUUAAAACCAUCACCGAUAGUCCUGACUCGGAUGCUGUUUAUAAGGUGUUAGAAACUGGUAUAAAGAAAAACCAAGGAAAGGUUAACAGUCUAAAUGCGUCUGGGAAGGAAAUAGUACGCCAUUCUGCAGCCAUAGAUGCUUCGGUUCUUCAGGAAAAAAUAGAGGUGUUGAAUGAGCGAUGGAAGGUGGUUUGUUCUACAGUCGUGGACAGACAUGACAGGUUGGACAGUGACAUUAGCAGUGUACGGACGAGCGAGUUCACCGAGGAUAUGGAUGAGUUGUUUUUCUGGAUCGAUGAGACGGAGAACAUUCUCUCAACUUUCGUUACUUUAGAGGAGGAUGCUCUUGAAGAAUUACUAGAAAAACUGAAGGACCGUGAUGAUGACGUAGAGGCCCGACAGCAGACAUUAAACGCUGUUUUACGGAAUGGGCAGACCAUGCUUAAACAGGAUGUCUCUCCAGAUGAUAAGGAUAACAUCAAAAAAGAUCUGGAGAAUUUACAGUCUAGGUUUUAUAAGGUAGCAAAGGAUAUUCGAACAAACAUACAUUUGACAGAAAGUCGAUUACAUAAGUUCCGAACAUUCCAAUUAGAGAUCGACGAACUACAGUCUUGGUUAUCCUCUACAAAACUGGUGUUAGAGACACAGAAUACUCCUGGUUCAGCCACAUCAGCAGACGGCAAUGAUUCAUUUGUUGUUGAUCCUCAGACAACUAAACAGGCUAUUGAAGCAAGGAGAUCAAAUGUUGAAUCUGUCAACAGUGAAUAUGGAAUGAUAAUGGAAGAAUGUGCAGAACAGGAAGUUAUUAUCCCAGAUUCAGUUCAGCAGCAAAUAAACAAUCUGAAUUCUGAUUGGGAAAUAAUCCAAAAAUUAGCAGCAGAAAUGAAACCUGUGUCAGAAGAAAAGAUGGAGGUUAUAACACAAGUGAAAGCUGAAGCAUUACAAAUGGGAAUUCAAAAGGCGAUAGUUGAAUCACAUCAAACUGGUGGCUCCAAAUCUUCUCAGUGGCCUGAUUUCGACAAGUCAACAGCAGAGCUUCGUGAUUGGUUAACUUUGUUGGAAAGAAUGCUGAAGUCUCAGAGGGUCACAGUGGGAGAUAUCAAGGAUAUUGAACAAAUGAUACAAAAAGAAAAGUCUGUUCUACAAGACAUGGCUACCAAACGGACCCAGCUAGAGGACGUACUAAGUACAGCAGAAGACCUUCAGAAACACAGCACAAGUGAGAGUGAUAAACAGAUGCUUAAAGAAAAGGUUGAGAAACUAAGAGAGCACUGGGAACAGGCUUAUGCUAGAGUAAACCAAAGAAAGAACCAAUUAGAUGAUAUGUUGUUGGAGUGUCGUCAGUUUGAUGAAAUGUAUGCAGAGUUUGACCGUUGGAUUUUACAGGUCGAAGAUGAGCUAGACUCUGGUAAAAUUGAUCCUAAAGCUGAAGACAUUGAUAAACAAAUCGCUAAACAGAAGCGUUUACAAACGGAGGUUGAUGAGAGACAGAAGAUGAUUGACAGUUUGAAGAAGUUAGCAAGUAAACUGAUAGAUGAAUACAGCCAAGAAGAUACCAGUCAUGUGAAACUUCACCUGGAGAAAGCAAUGAAUAGAUGGUCAACAUUAUUACAUAGAUUGGCAUACAAUAUAAAAGUGUUACAGACCAACAGGAACUCCCUUCAACAGGUAGAAACCACAUUAGAUGGCUACAUAGGCUGGAUGAAGGGACUAGAGAAUAGCUUCACAAGACUGGUGACAGAAACUAAAAAACCUGAAGUCAGAGAGAAUGACGACCUUUGUAAAGAAUAUCUGAUACAGUUUAAGGAUUUACAAGCAGAAGUUGAUGCUAAUAAAGGGACAUACGAUUCAUUGAAUACUGCCGGUAAUCAGCUGACGAGAACCAUGGUGGCUGCCGAUGCACAGCGACUACAAAGACGAUUGGAGGAAAUGAACCAACGAUGGAUCAAUCUAAUGACCAAAUCUAUGGAAAUAAGGGGUCGUCUAGAAAGCAAUGCUGAACAGUGGCUCCAUCUGGUGAAUACCUUACAAGAACUUAUCAGUUGGUUGAUGACAAAGCAACAAGAACUUCACAAGCAGAGACCAAUUGGUGGUGACACCGCAACGUUAGGGCAACAGAAUGAGGAAAAUAAGAGACUGAGAAGUCAAUUAGACACCAAGAGACCAAUUAUAGAACAGAGUUUAGAAGCUGGUCGUUUCUAUCUCAGGGAAGAGGGAGAGGAUUCUAGACUGAGUAACAGUAGUAAUGACAGUAAUGAUCAUGAGGAAAUGGCAGCAGAAUCGUCACAUGAUAAGGAAGCUCAGCAUUUAAUUAAAAAGAUAAGAAGACAGGUGCGACUUCUCAACAGAAAGUGGACCGAGGUCAAUCAGGGCUGUAACGAAUGGCAAUCACGAAUAGAGACAGUGUCAAAGAAAGUGACAACAUUAGAAAAAGGUUUAGAUGUAUUAAAUGAGAAGUUAUUAGAAGCAGAGCAAACUAAAUCUACAUGGUGUGCGAUUUCAGAUAUUCUGAUUGACCAUUUACAAGGGGAGAUUGAUGAAAUUAAGAAAUACCAGCAAGCUAUAACACCAAUCCACAGCCUUGUAGACAGUGUAAAUGAUGAAGCUAAUGAACUCCAGAACUUGAAUGUUGUAUUGUCACAUACUAAUGUUCAUAAACUAGAAGAUUAUAAUACAAGGUGGAAAGAAUUACAGAUCUCCUUGGAAGAUAGAUUAAAAAAUUUACAGGAAGCUAUCCGAGAGUUUGGUCCAGAUUCUCAACAUUUCUUAUCCAGAUCGGUGGAUCAUCCGUGGGAGAGAUCUGUGUCAGGAAAUAAAGUGCCUUAUUAUAUUAAUCAUACAUCAGAAACUACACACUGGGACCACCCAGAAAUGGCAGCUUUAAUGGAGGCCUUAAAUGAAUUAAAUAAUGUCCGAUUCUCAGCGUACAGAACUGCUAUGAAGAUAAGAAUGUUACAGAAAAAACUUAGAUUGGAUUUAAUGGAAAUGAAUGUAGCUACCCAAUCUUUUGAACAACAUCAUCUUCGUGGUCAGAAUGACGAUUUAAUGGAUAUUAUUCAAAUUAUAAACUGUUUAUCUACAAUGUAUGAAAUAGCUGCUCAAAGUCAUCAAGAUCUAGUCAAUGUUCCAUUGUGUGUGGACCUCGUCCUUAACUGGAUACUCAAUAUAUAUGAUGUAGCAAGAAGUGGAAAAAUAAGAGUUUUGUCUUUCAAAGUAGGAUUAAUAUUAUUGUGUAAUGGUCAUUUAGAUGAGAAAUAUAAAUUUUUGUUUCGAUUAAUAGCCAACACUAAUGGUUAUACAGACCAAAGAAAGUUAGGUUUAUUAUUACAUGAUUGUUUACAAAUACCUCGGCAGCUGGGUGAAGUCGCCUCCUUUGGUGGCAGUAAUAUUGAACCCAGUGUUCGGAGUUGCUUUGAAAAGGCAAAUGGUCGGCCAGAAAUCCAGGUUUCCCAUUUUCUUGACUGGUUACGAUUAGAACCUCAGUCAUUAGUUUGGGUACCAGUAUUACACAGAUUAGCUGCUGCAGAAACCGCCAAACACCAGGCUAAAUGUAAUAUAUGUAAAGAAUUCCCCAUUGUUGGCUUUCGAUAUCGCUGUUUACGGUGCUUUAAUUUUGAUAUUUGCCAAAAUUGUUUUUUCUCCGGAAGGAAAUCCAAAAAUCAUAAACUCACUCAUCCUAUGCAAGAAUACUGUACCGCUACAACCUCAGGAGAAGAUGUACGAGAUUUUACAAAAGUUCUCAAAAAUAAAUUUAAAACAAAAAGACAUUUUAAGAAACAUCCAAGGCUUGGUUUCCUUCCUGUUCAAACUGUUUUAGAAGGAGAUGCCUUAGAAAGUUCAAAACCAUCUGAGACCACAUCAACUUCAGUGCAAUGUCCAUCACCAUCACCCCAACAUAGUAUUUCAUCACAAGAUAUGCAUUCCCGCUUAGAACUUUAUGCAAGUCGAUUAGCUGAAGUAGAACAAAGGCAAGCAUCAACUACACCUGAGUCAGAAGAUGAACAUCAACUUAUAGCACAGUAUUGUCAAAGUUUAAAUGGUGAUUUAUCAAGUCAUGCUUUAAAAAGUCCCAUGCAGAUUAUGAUGGUUGUUGAUUCUGACCAGAAAUCUGAACUUGAAGCCAUGAUUAAAGAUCUAGAGGAUGAAAAUAGGUCACUGCAAAAAGAAUACGACAGAUUAAAACAGGACAAGGAAAUGCAAGUAAAUGGGCAUUCCGGGUACAGUAGUGAUAAUGAUGAUACUGAAUCGUCAAUUAACAGGGAUGCAGAAAUGAUUGCAGAGGCGAAAUUGUUACGGCAGCAUAAAAGUCGGUUAGAAUCAAGAAUGAAAAUUUUGGAGGACCAUAAUAAACAGCUAGAGGCACAGUUAUUACGGUUACGACAACUUUUAGAACAGCCUGCUGUUGAACAAAGUAUGUCUGUGGGGUCAUCUAUGCCAACCACACCCUCAUCACAAAGCUCCACCCAGGGGCAGACCAACUUUAGAUUCUCUCCACAGUUAGAAUCUACACCACAGAUGAAUGGCCAUAGUUCAGAUUAUAGAGAAGAUGCAUCUGAUCUCAGUGAAAUUGUAUCAAACAGCAGUUAUAACACACCUAAAGGUAAAAGCAACAAUGUUGGUAACCUAUUCCAGUCAGCAGGUGAGAUAGGUAAAGAACUGGAGACAUUGGUGACAGUAAUGACAGAUGACAGUGCUGAAGAUGAUGUCAAACAUUAAAAGUACAUCUGACCCUUCAAUGAGACAAUCUUCCGAACCAAUGGACAGGUCUUGAUGGCCAUUUCAUAUCCUGAUCUAGGUCUGGGACAGUUCUAUGAUCCCACUGAUGCUAUUAAGAUGACUUUUGUCAAUCUAGGGUUACUGUUCCUGAACUGUGUCGCUAUAAACAAAUAUCUUUCAAAAGCAAAAAUUUAUGAACUAGGUUAAAGAUAAGAAUGCCAGCCUUUUUAUUAACAGAAGAGAAAUUUGUUUGUUAGAAUUUAUAAUUUAUGUUAUUGUUUAUUUUAUGUUGCCAUAUGACAAGAGUUUGUUUUGAAAGUAUCAAAAAAAAGAUAUCUAUAAGGUUAACAUCUUUUACAGACAGCCCCUAUUUUAUCUUAAUAUGAAUUUUAAAUUAUCCCAUAUGACAUGAUAUUUUAUUGCCAUCAUGUCAUAAAAUUUACUCACUACCUCAAUUUCAGUUAAAGACUCUUAAAUUAGUUUUCCUAGUUUUGAAGUGCAUUUAGUAUUCAGUUUAGAUUUUAGCUUCAGUUAUUAGAAUAGAAAAAUUGAAAAAUUGAUCAUGAAUAUAAUUGAUAGAAUAAAAACAUCAAUUAGAUGUAUGCAGAAAAUAUAUAAAACAAAUCACAUACUCAAAUUGGAUCCAACAUUGUUUUAUUUCAUCCACAUUUUUUAAAGCCAAUAAUGACUGAAGUUGAUAAUUUGUUGACACAUCAUAACUUUUUGUCCAUUGAACAAUAUCAGUAUAGUUCAUAUCUUGAUAUGUGAUUACAAACAAUAACAUAUAAUUGACACUGUCAACUUACUUCUGUAAUGUCAAAUAAUCAGUUACAAUCUACUAUGUCAUCAACAUGUCAUAAGAAACAAUAUCAGUACAGACUUUCAUUAUAAUGUCUACAUACAGUUGCUUAUGUUAAUGACAUGUCAUCACACAAACAACUACAUUGUUAUUGUUUAAUUGGCCAUUUCAGAAUCUAAAGCAUCAUGGGUAAUUUCAUUGUUCGUACCCCAAAAUGAAAAUAAUGUUACGUCAUUGGUUGAAUUUCCAUUGUUUAUAAUGUUUUAUACCAAUUAAAACGCUUUGGUGUAUGCUUUUGAAAAUAUUACCCAGGAUGCAUUAGAUUCUGAUCAUGAAACGGCCAAUUCUUCAUGUCAAGACCGUGUUUUCAAAAGUUUGAAUGUUACAAACAUAUAAAUUAUAACCUGAUGAUUGAUACACCUGUGUUCUGAAUAAGCACUAGUUAUUUAUUGUCUGGAUGAAUUAGUAUGGUUUAAUGUGCGGAAGGAACAUUUUAAUUUAUGUUGUUAUUUUUAUUGAUAAUUAUACAAUCUGUCAAGAAGAAAGAUCAAAGUGUCCCUCAUCAGAUAACUCAAUACUGCUGUAAUGAUAAGUUCUUGGAGAAAGAGAAUGCUUAAUGAAACCUUAACUUAUUAUAUAUGUAUCAACUUCAUAUCAUUCCCAAAUACCUUCUUUCACUCUAAUGACAUCAUGUCCUGAACAUGCAUAAUUGCUUCUGGACGUUAAGCAACCACCAAUCAAUCAUUCAAUCUUUGCAGUGAGGGUAAACUAAGUGGCAUUGUUCAUUACCUUGUCUUUUCAAACCUGAAAUCAAAUACAUGUUAACCAAUUUUCUUACAAGGAUCAAUUUUAUGCUAAUUUUAGUAAUACCUGUUUAAAAAUGUCAGGUAUAGAAAAUUAUGCUUGUGUAGAACUUGGGUUACACUGAGUCAUGGUCAUCUGCAUGAAAACAUAUUAAUUUUAAAUCCGACAUCUUAUUAGAUAUCUACAUUAAAUUCUGUUGUGAGAAAAUUGGUAACUAUACAAAAUGUAUAUGGUUUCAGUUGUAAAAAUCCCCAACAACACAUAAUUAAAGUGUUCAGCUAUUUAUUAUAUCUAUAUAAGUUGACUACAUUUGUUCAUUAUAAUUUGUAUAUUUUGUUAAUGGUGCUAUGAGUCAAGAUUUGUUGUUCAUGUCAUUAUAUUAUUUGUUUAUUCAUCAAUUAAAAUAAUAACAUUUGUCCAUAAUUAUAUAAGUUCUUGAAUAAGAGAACAAUUUGUAAAUUCAUGAAAUGGUUGUGCUUUUUUCAUUUUAAUUAUUUAUCCUUAUUAUACUUUGAUUAUUUUGUUAAUUAUAUCUCUUUUUUCAAUGUUUUAGUUUUGUUUUAUCAACAAGGUUGUACACAGUUACAACUUUUAUUUUUUUCAAAAUAAAUCUCAAGCAAUUUGCUAUAAAAUGUCAAAUAUUCAUUUAUUCAUAAUUUUGAAAAAAGAAUAUAUUAUUCUGCUGAUAUAGAUAUUUGAUUGCAUGAGAGAGAAUUUUAAAUUAAUUUUAACGAAAAGGCAUUUCUCUGUUCAAUUGAUGUGUUCAAAUGAUAAGAAUUUAGAACCUUUUGAAAAAACAAGGUCUUACAAUAACCACAUAUAUUCCAGUGACCUACAGAAAUCUUUUUGUUUAAUACAUGUACUGAUACUCUGACAUAUUGUGAGCACAUGUAUAAUUAUUUACAAAAGAGUUGUAUGUUAUUCAUACUUCAAACUUAGUCAAGCUUUACAAUACAUAAAAAUAUAGAUUUAUACAAUGCAAAGAAGCAAAUACAUAUAUUUAAGAAAUUA
Messenger RNA from Mytilus trossulus (common blue mussel), 14556 nucleotides. Its product is annotated as dystrophin-like. Gene Ontology annotation, cellular component: plasma membrane. Gene Ontology annotation, biological process: synaptic signaling. Lineage: Eukaryota; Metazoa; Mollusca; Bivalvia; Mytilida; Mytilidae. The transcript is spliced from 74 exons. Gene Ontology annotation, molecular function: zinc ion binding; protein binding. The record is from RefSeq and is a predicted model, not a curated record. The coding region runs from base 642 to 11942 and encodes 3766 amino acids.